AUGGAUUCCAUUCCCAACAUUUCGCUUCUAGACGAAGAUGAUUUGCUGCUGUUCGAUGAUUCUGCAGCGGCCACCGCCGAUGUCUUCUCUUGCUCUCCUCUCAUACCGCUCAAAUCUAAUCCUCCUCACACAGAAGGUUGCGCUGCGGAUUUUGAAAAUCGAAGUUCAUCUGUUAAUGAAGGUGCGAACAAAGAGAAUGCUGAUUGGAACAAACAGCAGAAGCUUAGCCUGGAGCCUCAGCAAAUGAAGAGGAAGAAGAAAGGAGGCGGUUACAAUUUGCGCAAGAGUGUCUUGAAUCCGGUGGAGCUUUCUAUGAUUAGUGGCACUGCCUCUGCUAAGGCAGGGUUGAAUUUGGAAAUGAUUCACGAAGAAGAGUACGUAGGUACUUCAAUAAAGUUGCAGGAGAUUGAAGAAAAUUAUUUUAUGCAAUCAUCCUCUGUUCUUCCCGCUGUAGAUAGAAAGAUUGGUGCUACAGCCCGGUUUUCUCCAAAGCCUGCCGCAUUAGCCAAAGCUUCUCCGGUCCCAGUUUCCUUGGCCAAGAGGAAAAUCCUUACUGUCAAUGACUCCGUUGGUAACAGACCAAAACGCAAUGCUUGUCCUUCACGGCUGCCAGUAGCGUCGUCCUCAUAUCCUUGCCAUUGCUUACCUGACACAGUAAAAGCGCCGAGUAAAGAAGUGAAAGUCGCUACGACACGUGGUCCUAAGGUGGAUGUUUCUGCAAGUGCAACAACUUCCAGGAGUGGAAUGUUGACCGCAGGUUUCUCGAAUAGAAAUCAGAAUGCUAAUCCUGCCACUAAUGUUCAGAAGCAUUCUGGAGUAAAAGCCUUGUCAAAAAAUCCUAAAACUGUCCCAAGUAAUCCAAAAGUUGGUCCUGCUGAUAAAAGUUCAGUUACUAGAACACUAGCCAAGCAAGCUGGGAAACAUUUGGAUAACUCAGUUUCAGAAACACAUCCACCACCCGGAAUGCUUCAAUCAGGAACUGAAGCUAAUAAGGUGUCAGAAGCUUGUCUCCCGCAAGCCUUUUCUGACAUUGGUGAGAAAAAGCAGCUGAAACAGCUUCAAACCACAAAAUUGUCAGGCCUGCGGAUGCCAUCUCCCUCGUUGGGAUUCUUUUCUAUGGCAAAAGCUCCCAGUCCAUAUAGCCAAUUUCAGAAAAUUUCUAAACCUUCCAAACCAGCUAAGACUAACAUUCCUAAAUUACAGAAUUUAGAAACAAAUUCUGUUAAUGAUGCAAGCGUACAACAUGCACCUGGGAUAAGGUCAGAAAUUGUCAAAGGGGCAGCAAAGAAUUGCUCUGAGGAGUUAAGCCUUUUAGAUGUAAAGUCAGAACUGAGAAUGCAAGUGGAUAAUAAGCACAUAGCUGGUGUCAAAGUGGAAUAUAAUUCUCUGUGUUCUGAAAAUGUACACAAGGAAGAAAAGGUUGAAAAGAUUCUUCAACAUGUCAACAUAAAAUCUAAGGAACAAGGAGAACUGCAUAGACGUGAGAAUGUUUCUACCGUGGAGGAUGAGGUAUUCCCUAGACGUGAAAAGGAACUUCUUUCAGAGAGUCAUACCCUAGAGCAGUUGGAGAAAGAAGCUGUUCACCCUGAUGUUUUAUCAAAUGGGUAUCAAUCGGUAUUGCAGGAACCACAGUCUAUGCAGUAUCAUGGCAUACAGGGAACUUCAAUAGUGAAAGGUAGCAUUUCAAAUACAGUGCAAAAUGGUACGGGACAAGAUGAACGGACCAAACUACUCGUUUGUGAUGCUCAUACUUCCAAUGAAAGUUUGGUGCUACAGGCAAAGCACAGCACUUCUUUUAAGGAUAGUAGAUUUUCUGGAGAGUUCAAUGAAUAUAGUAGUGUCAAUACUGCACUUUUAAAUUCCAGUCCUAUUGAUUUUAGUGAAACUAUUUUGGAAGGAUCUAUGCAAGAAAUCACCUCUAAGAGGAACGCUGAACAGGUAAAUGGUGGUGCUUCUGAUUUUAUUAAAAGUGGAGGAGAAGCACAAGAGCAUUUAUUGAAUGGGAAUCUCUCAGUCAAUUGCAAUGAAAUCACUGAAAGUAAAUUAGAGGCAGUUAAUCAGCAGUUACACGGGGAACAACUCAAGAGUGAAAGUGAAUCUCAUGUAAAUAGUUGUCAGCUAGUUCAUAUGAGAACCUUAUCUUCCAAAUGUUCUCCUCAGAAAUCUAUAACAGAAAUCAAAUAUACUGCUGCAAGUGAACCAAAAAUAGCUAACAUUGAAGGCUGUCAGUUAUCAGUAGAUGGUCAGUCAGGUUUCAUUCAGACAAUACCAGUGUUGGAACAAUGUGAUAAGGUCAUUGUCUUAAAAGAAAUGGGUCAUAGCACUGAAGUGUUUCAAUUGGAUAGGUUGAGUGAAGAUCGCGCAACCGUUUCUGCAAUUACUUGCAAUACUGCGGUAGGCAAUGUUUCUAAGGAAAGCAGACAUUUUCAUGAGAAUAAUGUCCAGAAUAUCCACCUUACAUCCCAAGUAUUUCCAAUGAUAAAAGCUUAUUUUGUUUCCAGUGAAAAUGAAAUGUCAACUAACAACUGCUGUACGAUUUCUGAAUUGCAGCUUAGGGAUGAGGAUUCUUCUGGGGAUGCUUCUAUCAACUAUGAUGUUCCGUGUGAUGUCCCUGGAAACUUUGAACAACAAACUAGCAAGAUUACAUAUUCUAAAGAUAACAAAAUGCUUUUUGAAGAUGAUGUUAAUAAUAUACUGCACUUGAAUGGUGAUAAGCUGCCCACACAUGUUGCUCCUUCUCAAGAAAUCAAGAAUACAAAUUUAUUUGAGGGUGCAUUAUGUGAUAUCUCUACAAGCGAGCACAGUGCUUCCAAUAAUCAUAUUCGGGAUAUGCCUGAAAACAAAUAUGAAUAUCUUCGUAUGGAUGAUUUGCAAAUUGAUGAUGCAAAAGAAUGUUACUCUGACAUACUGCCUAUAGUUGAAUUUCAAUUCAAUGACAACACUCAGGCAAUGUCUGAAAACAAAGAUGGAAAUCUUGAUAUGGAUGAUGCCAAAGAAGGUUCUUCUGACAUAUUGCCUCUAGUUGAAGUUGAACUCAUUGACAACGCUGAGGCCAUGUCUGAAAACAAUGAUGGAAAUCUUGAUAUGGAUGAUGCAAAAGAAGGUUCUUCUGACAUAUUGCCUUUUGUUGAAGUUCAACUCAUUGACAACAUUCAGGCUAUUUCUGAAAACAAAGAUGGAAAUCUUGAUAUGGAUGAUUUGCGAAAGGAUGAUGCAAAAGGUUCUUCUGACAUAUUACCUUUCGUUGAAGUUCAACUCAUUGACCACAUUCAGGCUAUGUCUGAAAACAAAGACGGAAAUCAUGAUAUGAAUAAUGCAAAAGAAUGUUCUUCUGACAUAUUGCCUUUAGUUGAAGUUCAAUUCAUGGACAACAUUCAGACUAUUUCUGAAAACAAAGAUGGAAAUCUUGAUAUGGAUGAUUUGCGAAAGGAUGAUUUAAAAGAAGGUUUUUUUGACAUAUUGCCUUUAGUUGAAGUUCAAGGCAAUGACAUGAUAUCUUCUGAAUGCAAUUCUUCUUCAGAAGUGAACAAAGGUUCUUAUACAAAUGUAGUUGCCUGGAAAUCUGAGGAGCGUUGUUCUUUAAGUCAAAGUUCAAAUUUACCAGCUUCAGAUCAUCGAAACUUCAUACAAAGAAUCCCAAAGUUCCGUGAACUUAGUUUACUGAACAGGAAAAAUAUUUCAGAUGAAUCUGAAGUUAGUAUCCUUGAGAAAAAUGAGUGUCCUAAUACUGACGUGCAACAUCAGCAUGAAUCUGCGGCUAAAAGCAAGCAGGAAGUUCUUACAGGAAAGCUUGCACCAAAUGCUGCUCCAUUUACUGAUGAAUGGUUCACUGCAAUCAAAGCCGCUGGAGAGUUCAAUCAAAAUUCCCCACACGGAGAUUGGACAGAAACUGUUUCUGCAACUGCUUGUGAUACAGAGCUUCGAGAUGACGGUUCUUCUAGGGAUGCUUCUUUGCACUAUCAUGCUCAUUGUGAAGUACCAGGAAACAUUGAUCAACAAACUAGCAUGACUACAUAUUCUAAAGCUGAUGAAAUGCUUUGCGAGUAUAAGAAUUCAGAGCUAAAUAAUGAUUACUUGGUUGAUCAGACUGAAUUUUGUGAAGUAUCUGCAGAUUUCAUUUCAAACACCAAAGAUUCUAUUGAUAGUGGAGCAGAAAAGCCUUCCGGCCGUUCAGAACAUACACUAUUGGUUCAGUUUGUCCAAGAAUUUAAUCACACUACCAGAGAGAUUGAGGAAUCACAUUUGAUCACACAAGGGCAGUCACUUACUGAAAAUCCAGUGGCGUACAACUGCAACAGUAAACAAUGUCUUGAUGUUUCUGAUGAUAAGUUUCCAUUGGCCGAUAAUGACAAUAUAAAUGAAAAUUCUCAUCUUUCUGAUUUUCAAGGGCCUUGUGCUGUUGUUGGUAAAGACUCCCAGAAUGUUGAUAACAUACAGCACUCGGAUGGUGAUUGGCUGUCCACAAAUAUUGCUACUUCUGAGCAUGCAUUAGAAGGAUGUGAUAUCCAUACAGGUGAGCACAAUACUUCUAAUGACCAUAUUCAGGUUAUGCCUGAGAACGAAAAUGGAAAUCGUUAUGCGGAUGAAAGGGCUGAGCAUUUGCAAAUGGAUGAUGUGAAGAAAGGUUCUUUAGACAUAUUGCCAUUAGCUGAAGUUCAACUCAACAACAACGUUGCAUCUCCUGAAUGCAAUUCUUUUAUAGAAGUGAGUAAACGCUCCUUUACAGAUGUAGUUGAUUGGAAACCUGAGGACCAUUGUUCAGCUGAAAGUUCAAGCUUAACAACUUUAGAUAAUCUAACCCCCAACACAAGAAUCCAAAAUGUCUGUGAAAUUAGUUUGUUGAGCACUAAAACUUUUUCAGAAGAAGCUGAAACGAAUAUCUUUGUGAAAGAUGAGUUUCCUAAUACCGACAUGGAGCGCCAGUCAAAAGGUGACAUCUAUUUUGCAGAAGACAGCGACAAAAUAAACCAUUUGCAGGAAUCGUCAAAUGAAAGCGAGAAAGAAGUUCCUACAGUGAAGCCCCCGCCAAAUGCGGCUCCAUUUUCUGACGAAUGGUUAGCUGCAAUUGAAGCUGCUGGAGAGGAGAUGUUAACUAUGAAAAGUGGCGCGGUACAAAAUUCUCCCACAGACAAGCCUCAGCUCGAACCUGGUCCUUGGUCCCCGAAAGUUCGAAGACGUACGCAGGAAAGUGCUGCGCAUAUGGAAUUGCCAGUUACCACAAUUAUGCCUUCCUCUGAAGAUGCUCAUAAAUAA
Sphenostylis stenocarpa is the source of this 5253-nucleotide messenger RNA. The record is from the annotation of a GenBank genome assembly. Lineage: Eukaryota; Viridiplantae; Streptophyta; Magnoliopsida; Fabales; Fabaceae.